AUGGUAGUUUUGUGUUUCACUCUCACUCUCCUUGCACAACUUGUUUUGCCUGCUCACACAUUCCAUAAUUCUAAUUCUUCUGAUCAAGAUGCUCUUUUGGCUUUCAAGAAUUCCCUUUCUCUUGACCCCUCCAAUUCGUUGCGUGAAUGGUCUCCCAAUUACAACUUCUGCAGUUGGGCUGGAGUGGGCUGCUCUUCUUGUCGACCACGUGUGACUUCACUGACUCUUACAGGUAUGGGAUUGGUUGGCCCCAUCUCUCCUUUUCAGGUAGAUCUCUCUUUCCUUACAGUACUUGAUUUAUUCAAUAACAGCUUUCAGGGGCAAAUCCCACCUCAGCUGGGAAGGCUUUUUCGCUUAAGAAGUCUCAGAUUAUCUUUUAACCAAUUGGAAGGUGUCAUUCCCUCCGCUUUAGCAGACUGUCCCUUAGACAAACUAGGCUUGUCUUAUAAUAAAUUGGAAGGCUUGAUACCAUCAUCUCUAGGAGGCUGCCAUUCUUUGCAAAUUCUCAUUCUGUCCUCUAACAAUUUGAGUGGAAACAUUCCCUACGAGCUUGGGCAUCUCCAAAAGUUAGAGAUUCUAUGGUUAGAUUCAAAUCAGCUUACAGGCAUAAUCCCACCUUUCUUUGGAAACAUGUCUUCUUUAAGUCAAUUGACUUUGGGAAACAAUAGACUCCAUGAAAGUGUUCCAGUCGAAUUGGGUAGGCUUACUCGACUUCAAGUUCUUACUCUGAGGCUCAACACCCUUACCGGGCCAAUUCCCAUUGCCCUUUCCAAGUGCACUAAUCUCCAAAUUUAA
This is a messenger RNA of Cryptomeria japonica (Japanese cedar), 795 nucleotides long. RefSeq names its product LRR receptor-like serine/threonine-protein kinase GSO1. The record is from RefSeq and is a predicted model, not a curated record. The transcript has a single exon. Lineage: Eukaryota; Viridiplantae; Streptophyta; Pinopsida; Cupressales; Cupressaceae. Gene Ontology annotation, molecular function: protein binding. The coding region runs from base 1 to 795 and encodes 264 amino acids.